Hyla sarda is the source of this 1752-nucleotide messenger RNA. It is a transcript of the gene GPATCH11, whose product is annotated as G-patch domain containing 11. The record is from RefSeq and is a predicted model, not a curated record. Lineage: Eukaryota; Metazoa; Chordata; Amphibia; Anura; Hylidae. Gene Ontology annotation, molecular function: nucleic acid binding. The transcript has 8 exons. Gene Ontology annotation, cellular component: kinetochore. The coding region runs from base 16 to 936 and encodes 306 amino acids.
AGACCAGUACUAAAUAUGGCGAAAAUGAGAGUCACUUCCGGUCGGAAGGAAAUCCACAGCGAGCACCGUGUGCAGGUUUCAUUAGUUCCCGACUCACUUCCGGUUGACAGUUCAGGCGUCUUUUUGUUUUAUUUUGAACUAAUAAUGAGUAAUAUCGUAGAAGAAGAGGAGGAGGAAGAUUAUAUGUCGGAUGCCUUCCUCAGCUCCUUACAGGAUGUUAGACCAGGAAUCCCUGUGCCAAGGAGAGUCAAAGAGUCUUACCAGAAAGAAGAAAAACAAAAGGAAAGUAAUGUCAAGAACAGACAAAAGAGCAUGAAAGAGGUGGAAAAGGAAAGAAGAGAUACUGUACUGAAUGUAGCUCUGAGCAAUGAAAACAAGGGCUUUGCUUUACUUCAGAAGAUGGGGUAUAAGAAAGGGCAAGCACUUGGCAAGAAAGGUGACGGCAUUAUUGAACCAAUUCCACUGAAUAUUAAAACAGGACGCAGCGGUAUUGGCCAUGAAGAAAUGAAGAAGCGGAAAGCAGAGGAAAAUCUUGAAAGCUUCAGGCGAAAGGUUCUGAUGAGCCAAAAAGCACAGGAGCAAGCUGCUGAUGACUUCAGGGUAAGAAUGAGAAGUAAGAAAGAAGAGCAGAAACUAGAAGGUGACCUUAGGAAAAGCCAGAAAGCAUGCCUGCAGCUAGAUGAGCAGAAGGGAAUAGCCUGUCCACGAGAGGCCUGGUACUGGCCUCCAACUGAUGUGCAAGAUGAUUCUGAAACCUCCGAAGAGGAUGAGGAUGAAGUGAAGGAACAGGAGUUAAGUACACUGGAGAAGUUACAGAUUCUGACCAGUUAUUUAAGAGGACAGCAUUUAUAUUGCAUCUGGUGUGGCACUACAUAUGAAGAUGAAGAAGACCUUCAGUCCAAUUGUCCUGGAGACACUUCAGAAGACCAUGACUGAGACACCUUGAUGAGAAUUGACUGAACAUUCAGUGGAUUAUAGAAUAUACUAAUGAAGGACACAGAGGGCACUGAAACUCUGUAUUACAUCGACCUUCAUUAACAUAAAUGGACUUGAGCUUAUGUUGUCGUGGUAAAGAAAUGAUACAAGAUCUCUUGAGUUUUCUUUGCUUUUAUUUAUACAUCCUUAUGAGACCACUGAAGAGAACGUCACACAAGGCAGUCAGAUCUUCAUACACUAUUUAUAUGUGUCAUGUUUUUUUUUUUUAAAUGGUACCCUGUCAUAUUUAGAUUUUAAUAUUCUAUAGAUAUUGAUCUGCAAUCAUAUAUCUCUAUGGUAUUGAACGAAAAUGUAAAAUAUAAAUUGGGUCUCUUUACAACUAACUGUAUUUGAAAUGGCUAAACAUGUAUUUAGUAUGUUGACACUGAGGAAAUUCUGCAAGGAAAUCCCUUGCUGAUUUUCAUCAUUGGAUCCACGCCGCCAGAUUCGGCAUUCAUUUUGUGCAGAAUAUGUCACCAAAAUUAACCACUGAAAUUCAAAGUAUUAUUGACUUAUUUUAUCUUUUUGGGCCCAUUUUUGAUUUUGGCAAAUUUAAAUUCCUCAUUGGUGGUUCUUCUACGGAACUUGUGUGAACUGAGCAGCAGCCUCCCAUUGAGAUCAAUGGAAGGGUGCUGCAAGCGGAAUCCGCUCGGAAUUUCCUCUUGGAAAUUUUGUACGGAAUGUCUGGAGUGUGGACAAACCCUUGUGAUCUGUACAAACGUGUGUAAUUUUGGUUUGUUUUUGUGUUUUUUUUUUUUUUUUAUUAAAAAAACCCCA